AUGACAACUUUUCGUCACAAAAAAGUUAUGUUUCCAUUAUUAGAUAAGACUAUGAAACUUUGGGUUGAGCAGGUUAUAAGUGGUCAAAUAUUCUUGACAAAUUUAAUCAUUAAAGAAAAGGCUGCAUAUUUUGCCCAGGCAUUAGGUUUGCCAGAUAGUGCUUUAAAAUUUUCUAAUAGUUGGGUCUAUAAGUUCAAAAAACAGAAUAAUCUACAAAGCUAUUGGUUAUACAGAGAAGCCAACAGUAUACCGAUGGAAAUACUUCCAGAACAAAGAAUAAAAUUUCAUAAAAUAAUAAAAGAUUAUCUAUUAGAAAAU
Molecule: messenger RNA, 318 nt
Organism: Dentiscutata heterogama
Lineage: Eukaryota; Fungi; Glomeromycota; Glomeromycetes; Diversisporales; Gigasporaceae
Source: the annotation of a GenBank genome assembly